Messenger RNA from Perognathus longimembris pacificus (Pacific pocket mouse), 3213 nucleotides. RefSeq names its product guanylate cyclase 2C (gene Gucy2c). The record is from RefSeq and is a predicted model, not a curated record. Gene Ontology annotation, biological process: intracellular signal transduction; cGMP biosynthetic process; protein phosphorylation. Lineage: Eukaryota; Metazoa; Chordata; Mammalia; Rodentia; Heteromyidae. Gene Ontology annotation, molecular function: guanylate cyclase activity; protein kinase activity; ATP binding.
AUGGCACCCGCUGGCUCCAUCCCGGCCCUGCUGUGCUGCUGCUGCUGCUGCUGGCUGUUCCCGCAGCCGGGCCUGGCCUUCUGGGCCUCCCAGGUGAGCCGGAACUGCGACAAUGGCAGCUACCAGCUGAGCGUGCUGAUGAUGAACAACUCGGCCUUCCCCGAGUCCCACGGCAACCUGGAGGCCGCCGUGAACCUGGGCCUGGACAUCGUGCGGACGCGCCUACAGCAGGCCGGCAUCCGUGUGGUCGUGAACGCCUCGUUCAUCUACUCCGACGGGCUCAUCCAAAACUCGGGGGACUGCCGCAGUAGCACCUGCGAAGGCCUAGACCUUCUCCGCACCAUCACCAGGAAAAACAACAUGGGCUGUGUCCUGAUGGGACCUUCGUGCACGUACGCCACCUACCAGAUGUACCUGGACACGCAGCUGAGCUACCCCAUGCUGUCGGCGGGCAGCUUCGGCCUGUCCUGUGACUACAAGGAGACGCUGACGCGCCUCAUGGCGCCCGCCAGGAAGCUGCUCUACUUCCUCGUGGACUUCUGGAAGGCCAGCGACCUGCCCUUCAAGCCCUUCUCCUGGAACUCCUCCUACGUCUACAAAGACGGCGCCGAGCCCUCCGAGGACUGCUUCUGGUACCUCAACGCGCUGGAGGCCGGCGUCUCCUACUUCUCUCAGGUGCUCAACUUCAAAGAGACCCUGAGGCGUCAGGACCAGUUCCAAGAGUUCUUAGCCAACCAGCACAGGAAGAGCAAUGUGAUUGUCACCUGUGGAAGCCCAGAAAACAUCAGCACGCUGAUAGGAAACCAGGCGGUGGACGGGAACACCGUCAUCAUCCUGGUGGAUUUGUUCAACGACCAUUACUUCGACGACGCCGCCACAGCCCCUGACUACAUGAACAACGUCCUGGUCCUGACCCUGGCUCCAGGAGAGUCCAUCGUGAACUCCUCCGCCUUCUCCAGGGGGUUACUGCCGGGGAAACAGGACUUCGCGUUCGCCUACCUGGACGGCACCCUGCUGUUCGGGCACAUGCUGCAGAUCUUUCUGGAAAGUGGAGAAGCCAUCACCACGUCGGGAUUCUCACACGCCUUCCGGAACCUGACCUUCCAAGGCCACGCGGGCCCCGUGACCUUGGACGACUGGGGUGACAUUGACAACACCAUGGCCCUCCUGUACACCUCGGUAGACACCCGGAAGUACAAGCUCCUCCUCACCUACGACACGCACCUGAACCGCACGCAGGCCAAGGACACCAGCCCCUCGUUCAUCUGGAAGAACCACCGGCUCCCCAAUGAUGUCCCGGGCCUGGGCCCCCAGGUGCUGCUGAUCGCCGUGUUCACCCUCACGGGGACUGUGGUGCUGCUACUGCUCAUCGCGCUGCUGGUGCUCAGGAAAUACCAGAGGGACAACGAGCUUCGCCAGAAGAAAUGGUCGCACAUCCCCUCCGACUGCAUCCUGCCCCUGGAGACCAACGAGGCCGGCCCCGUGAGCCUCAAGAUCGACGAGGACAAGAGGAGGGACGCCAUGCAGAGACUGCCCCAGUGGAAAUACGACAAAAAGAGGGUCAUCCUCAAGGACCUGAAGCACAGCGACGGAGACUUCACGGAGAAGCAGAAGAUCGAGCUCAACAAGCUGCUGCAGUCCGACUACUACAACCUCACCAAGUUCUACGGCACCACCAGGCUGGACGCCAGGGUCUUCGCGGUGAUCGAGUGCUGUGAACGGGGCUCGCUGCGGGAGGUGUUGAACGACACCAUCUCCUACCCCGACGGCACCUUCAUGGACUGGGAGUUCAAGAUCUCCGUCCUGUACGACAUUGCCAAGGGGAUGUCCUACCUGCAUGCCAGCAAGAUCGAGGUCCACGGCCGCCUCAAGUCCACCAACUGCGUGGUGGACAGCCGCAUGGUGGUGAAGAUCACGGACUUCGGCUGCAACUCCAUCCUGCCGCCCAGGAAAGAUCUGUGGACGGCACCCGAGCACCUGCGUGGGGGCGCGUUGUCGCAGAAGGGGGACGCAUACAGCUUCGGGGUGGUGGGGCAGGAGAUCGUGCUGCGCAAGGAGACCUUCCACACCCUCAGCUGCCGGAGCCAAUCAGAGAAGAUUUUCCGCGUGGAGAAUUACGAUGGAGUGAGACCCUUCCGCCCGGACCUGUUUCUGGAAACAGCCGAGGAAAAUGAGCUGGAGGUGUAUCUGCUGAUAAAAAGCUGCUGGGAAGGACCGGAAAGGAGACCAGACUUCAAGAAAAUCGAGAGCACGCUCGCCAAGAUAUUUGGGCUGUUUCACGACCAGAAGAACGAGUCGUACAUGGACACGCUCAUCCGGCGCCUGCAGCUGUACUCGCACCUGGAGCACCUGGUGGAGGAGAGGACGCAGCUGUACAAGGCGGAGAGGGACCGCGCCGACCAGCUCAACUUCAUGCUGCUCCCCAGGCUGGUGGUGCAGUCUCUGAAGGAGAAGGGCGUGGUGGAGCCCGAGCUGUACGAGGAGGUGACGGUGUACUUCAGCGACAUCGUGGGCUUCACCACCAUCUGCAAGUACAGCACGCCCAUGGAGGUGGUGGACAUGCUCAACCACAUGUACCGCAGCUUCGACCACAUCGUGGACCGCCACGACGUCUACAAGGUAGAAACCAUCGGUGACGCGUACGUGGUAGCGAGUGGCCUGCCCCAGAGAAAUGGCAACCGGCACGCCGUGGACAUCGCCAAGAUGGCGCUGGAUAUCCUCAGCUUCAUGGGGACCUUCGAGCUGGAGCACCUCCCGGGCCUGCCCGUCUGGAUUCGCAUCGGUGUCCACUCGGGCCCCUGUGCGGCUGGAGUGGUGGGAAUCAAGAUGCCCCGCUACUGUUUAUUUGGAGACACCGUCAACACAGCCUCUAGGAUGGAGUCCACGGGCCUGCCCCUGAGGAUUCAUAUGAGCAGCUCCACCGUAGCCAUCUUGAGGAGAACCCAGUUCCAGUUCCUGUACGAAGAGAGAGGGGAGACGUACUUAAAGGGACGAGGGACGGAGACCACCUACUGGCUGACGGGAAUGAAGGACCAAGACUACCACCUGCCACCCCCUCCCACUGUAGAGAACCAGCAGCGCUUGCAGGCCGAGUUCUCCAACAUGAUCGUGAGCGCACUGCAGCGACACCCCCGGCCCGCGGCCAGCUACCAGACGGGCAGCCUGGAAUACCUGCACCUCAACACCCCGGACCCCGACGACACCUAUUUCUAA